Amoebophrya sp. A25 is the source of this 755-nucleotide messenger RNA. NCBI's taxonomy places the organism in Eukaryota, Dinophyceae, Syndiniales, Amoebophryaceae. The record is from the annotation of a GenBank genome assembly.
AUGGGCCCUCUGUGUUGAAUAAAACUUGCGCUGACCACGAACAAGACAAAUGCUCUGCUGGUACUGGUUCUACCACCGAAGAUUUUCAAAAUAGGAAUACUACACAAGAAAAUGCCGGAACAUACAAGAAAACCGACGAACCGAUUACUUCGUCAACGACUAAUCAUGCAAGAGUGAGCACAUCACAGGACGCCAAGAUGAGAAAUAUCACCACUAGUUCUGCAGCUAGUGUCAAAAAGAAAACACCGCCGUGCUGCAGCAGUACUGCAAUGUUGAAUACAGGAAACGAAACAAGGAACAUCAACAUAAUUUCUGCAGGUGAGCGCAAAGCGAUUACAUCACGAGAAACGAAGAAGCAGAAUGCAAGCACUGACGAGAGUGCCUCAUGUGGGAAAGGUCCGGUACUAGAAGAUAACGACGAUUCUGCUGGCCUUCCUGGACCACCCGUGCAGGCUUUCGAUUAUGACUCUGGAGACAUAAAGAAAUUGAUUUUUUAGAUGCAAAGGGCCAUCGCAUACACCAGGCGGCAAUUCAAUAUCAGUGCUCGAAGUAGAGCAUACUCGACUGUAGUAGAAGGAGAAAACAGUCAUUUCUUGAUCUUGACUCAGUGUAAGCCGUAACUAAGAGUAAGCUUUCCGACGGCGCCUCUUUAAUUCAAAAGCUUAACCAAGGAGCACUUGAGGUGCUUCGAUCUUCCUGCGGAGCAACCCGAGAGCUACCGGCCGCCAGUCGACGAUUUGCCUGAUCAUUUUUUC